UUCUCUCCUUCUUCCCCGCGAUCCGCGCUAGUCCUCUCCAUCAGUUUCACCUCAGAGGCUCAGAUCAGCCUGAGACGAGCUUAGAACCAAGCCGAGGUGCACUCAUGCAUUAGAAUCAGGACGAGACGUUGUACACAUGCAUUAGAAUCAGGAAGUGCCUGCCGUACACAUGCAUUAGCCUUCACGAGCACUGUCGAUAAUCCCUCUCUUUCCCGCUUUUAAAGGCAGGACGCCUCAAGUCAAAAGCGCGUUCUUAGAGAACCUAAGAUAACCUUUUUUUCAGAAAUAGGCUCUGGGAGCUUGAUCAAGUUUCCUAGACUAGCAUUACAAGCGUGGUUCAUUGGUCGUCUGGCUUCUCCUUGCCUCCCCGGCGGACCUUAACUCGAAUACGGCGCAAUUUAACUCGUCUGGCUUCUCCUUGCCUCCCCGUCUCAAGAGUCUAGACAAAUACUGAUUCCUCACAGUAGCGGAGACUCCUCGAGCCUCCUAGCUUUCAAACCACGUCUCACAACUGCUUGCGGGGACUAGUUUUGAGGCGCCUCAAAACUCGUCUCACAGCUGCUUGCGGGGACCUCGUUACUGCUUCCAAACCUCUGAGCGGACGCCCUUCGAGAGUCGGAAAGCCCAGCCGUUAUGAAGGCUCCAAGACAGCCCUCCGCUCCGCGGCUGUCAAGACGAGAACGAUUCUUCCUUCGCCCCAUGCGACCACUCGUCGCACCGCCCAUGCGACAACGAGGGCGAUUCGUCCUCGUCGCAGCAUGCUUCCUUCUCGCCAUCGUCGCCUUGUCGCUCGUUCCGCAUGCGACAGCUGCGUCGUCGUCGAAGUCCGGCAAGAAAUGCGACGUCACCGUCGGAUCUUGGAUUCCUUCGUCGAAGUAUCCGCAGUAUCAGAACGACUGUCCGUACAUCACGGACAAUUAUAACUGCAUCAAGAACGGACGGCCGGAUGGCGACUUCCAGCACCUCUUGUGGAAACCCAACGGCUGCGAUCUCACCAUAUUCGAUCCCAAGUCGUUCGCCGCUCGAUUCGUGGGUCAGUCGAUCGCUAUAGCGGGUGACAGCACCGGGCAGUACCUCUUUCAAUCCCUCCGAUGCCGGAUCAGCGAGCACUACACCACAGAGGAUUGGGAUCCGAAGAUGGUUGGGUGGACCGGGCAGGGCUUUAAGGUGAAGCUGCUGGGAGUGCGGGUCAUUCUGGUGGACGCUCCUUUCCUCAUGGAGGCAUGGCCGGACGUUGAGGGCGAGUCCAAGGCCUCGCACCUCUGGCAUGUGCAACUAGACUCGAUCAACCACAAGAUACUCGAGAUGCUCCCCAACAUCCCCAAGCUUAAAGCCCUGAUCCUCGUCGCCAGUAAUUACUACUUACCCCAGCCGGCCACCACCACUGUCAGUGUCAACAACAGCGCUUACAGCAGCUACAUCAGCAACCAGAGGAUUUAUUAUUCCCAGGGGAAACCCCAGUCUCCUCAGCCUACACCACAAGACGCGUUAUUCAACGCCCUUAAAACGGUGUCGGCUUAUUUCGAUAAGAAUCUCCAGCUGGUUCGGCCGUUUUUCCUCACGAUGCCGCCGUCGCAUAACCCGAAUCUGUUUCGGUACGCGGAUACGACCUGUGGGCUCUUCGCAUCCCCUUUGCAAGCCGACGCGAUGAGCUAUGCAGCCGCGCGGAGCGACGCCACCACAUGGACUACAGUGCAACGGCAGGCUCUAUCAAAUUCAAAAAUAAAACUACUGGACGUAUUACAAAUGUCAAUGUACAGAGCGGACGGGCACAUGGCGGCAUACGGCCCUCCCCCCGAUGCAAGCGAGAUGGACUGCGCGAAAUGGUGCCUUCCGGGGGUGCCGGAUGCGUGGGUCGACGUGUUCUUCCACAAGAUCGUGCACCCGUUUGGGGGAUUUGGACCGGACCCGCUGCUCUCAACGAGUAUUUGGAAGAAGUUUCUUAAGAAGCUGCCUUGGCCUAAGAAGGGAUGGCUGGGGAAGGGAUCGGUGGGGAAGGCGCUUCAAGAAAAGGUUGGGGGGAAUGGGAUGGGGUUGGGUGGGGGCAGCAGCAGCAGCGGCAGCAGCAGCAGCAGUAAGCAAACGACGAGCACAGUCGGCAAGGUUGCUUCGUCGCUGAACAGGCUGUUUCUGAAGCAGCAUGGGGGAUAGACAGAUGACAGCAUGGCAUGACGCGCCCAUUCAAAUGAGACUUUUGAGUCGACUCAAGACCGGUCACUUACGAAUAAGGGCACGCGGUUAUUUUGUCAUUGCACCAGCUGUUUCUGAAGCAGCAUGGAGGAUAGAUGACGACAUGGCGUGACGUGCCCAUUUACGGGAAACUUUUGAGUCGACUCAAGAGCGGUGGUCACUUCUGACUAAGGGCACGCGGCUGCAUCAUCCCUGAAGCAGCAUGGGGGAUAGACCACAGCAUGAUGUGCCCGUUUACAAGAAAUAACACCUAUGCUGUCGCUGUAGCAAGAUGGAGGAUGUAGAAUUGUCAUUCUCUAUUCUAUCCUCACCACAUUUCUCCCUUCAGGUGUAUGUGACAUACAUGUGUCACGUGGAGAGAAAUGUGGUGAGGAGCAGAGGUAGCCUGCUCUAAUGAGGCUCUCUAGUUUAGAUGCACACUGUAGCUGGCUACCUUGAAUGUACAUUCCUCACUUGCACUGUUAGCCUUGCACUGCACAGCCUGCAAUGCUUCAUUACCAAGUGUGACCA
Molecule: messenger RNA, 2700 nt
Organism: Closterium sp. NIES-67
Lineage: Eukaryota; Viridiplantae; Streptophyta; Zygnematophyceae; Desmidiales; Closteriaceae
Source: the annotation of a GenBank genome assembly